AUGGAAAAGAUAAAUGAAACCACUGUGACCGAAUUCUUCCUAAAGGGCCUUUCUGGCUAUCCCAGACUUGAGAUCAUUUUCUUUGUGCUGAUUCUGGUAAUGUAUGUGGUCAUUCUUCUGGGCAAUGGCAUCCUCAUUGUAAUCAGCAUCCUGGACCCCCACCUCCACACUCCCAUGUAUUUCUUCCUCAGUAACCUCUCUUUCUUGGACAUCUGCUACACAUCCACCUCUAUUCCUCCUACACUGGUGAGCUUUUUAUCUCAAAAGAAAAGCAUUUCUUUUUCUGGGUGUAUAAUUCAGAUGUUCCUUGGCUUGGCCAUGGGGACCACAGAGUGUGUGCUCCUGGCCACGAUGGCCUUUGAUCGCUAUGUGGCCAUCUGCAAGCCCUUGAGAUACCCCAUCAUCAUGAGUAAGAUUGUAUAUGUGCAGAUGGCAGCUGGCUCCUGGGUAUCAGGGGGUGUCAACUCCUUGGUGCAAACGAUUCUUGUGGCCCAGUUGCCUUUUUGCAGGAAUAAUGUCAUUAAUCAUUUCAGCUGUGAAAUCCUGGCAGUCAUGAAACUGGCCUGUGCUGACAUCUCUGGCAAUGAACUUAUCAUGAUGGUAGCCACCACAAUAUUCAAUUUGGCUCCAUUGCUACUGAUUGUUGUCUCUUACACCUUAAUCAUCUCCAGCAUUCUAAAGAUUCACUCAGCUGAGGGAAGGGGUAAAGCUUUUUCUACCUGCUCAGCCCACCUGACUGUGGUAAUUAUAUUUUAUGGGACCAUCUUGUUUAUGUACAUGAAGCCCAAAUCCAAAGAAUCACUUAAUUCAGACAAAUUGCAAGCCACAGACAAACUCAUUUCCAUGUUCUAUGGGGUCGUGACUCCCAUGAUGAAUCCUUUAAUCUAUAGUCUCAGGAACAAGGAUGUGAAAGAGGCAGUUAAACAUCUGCUAGGAAGGAAGACGUUUAGCAAAUAA
Molecule: messenger RNA, 957 nt
Organism: Trichosurus vulpecula (common brushtail)
Lineage: Eukaryota; Metazoa; Chordata; Mammalia; Diprotodontia; Phalangeridae
Product: olfactory receptor 13C2-like
Exons: 1
Coding region: 1-957 (318 amino acids)
Biological process (GO): G protein-coupled receptor signaling pathway
Cellular component (GO): membrane
Molecular function (GO): G protein-coupled receptor activity; olfactory receptor activity
Source: RefSeq, a predicted model, not a curated record